GUAGCUUCGGCGCCGAGGUCGGAGCGUCUGUGUGUGUGAGGACUGCGUUUGUGCUGGCUACUGCUGGAGAUGGAGCAUUCCCGGGCUGGUGGCUCCUGCACAUUCUUAUAGUUCUCCAGUCCUGUUUCGCUGAGGGAUCGUCUUGACGAGGCUAGUGGAGUCGAGGAGGUUGGUUACAAUGAUGACUUUGCACAGCCUGUGAACAUAUAAUAUGCAGUGCUGCACAAGUGGAGGUUUUUGCCACAAGUUGUAUGAGGAACUUGAUAGAAGUCAUGUGUGAAGGCAUCUUGACUUUCACAUCCUUGCUAAGGACUGUCCAGAGUGUUCCUGGUGUCUGGCUGGGAACUGUCUGAACCGAAAAGUCUUUUGUAUGGCCUACUUUCUUUCUGACUUAAGAAGAAAAUACCUGUAUGUACAUUCUCCUAUCUAAAAAUUUUGGAUUUAGAAGAUUCAAGUCAAUACAAAACAUUAAACUCUACAGAAGAAUGCAAUCAAGUGAUGGCUUUUUCUUUAGAAUUUGAAUAUGGAGGCCACAGGAACAGAUGAAGUUGACAAGCUAAAAACUAAAUUUAUAUCUGCUUGGAACAACAUGAAAUAUAGUUGGGUGUUGAAAACAAAGACGUAUUUUAGUAGAAAUUCCCCUGUAUUAUUGCUUGGAAAAUGUUACCAUUUUAAAUAUGAAGAUGAAAAUAAAAUGUUACCUGCAAGAUCAGGAUGUACAAUAGAAGACCACGUAAUUGCAGGAAAUGUAGAAGAAUUUCGUAAAGAUUUCAUUUCUAGAGUAUGGCUGACCUACAGAGAAGAAUUUCCUCAAAUAGAAGGUUCAGCUUUAACAACAGACUGUGGUUGGGGCUGUACAUUGAGAACUGGCCAGAUGCUGUUGGCCCAAGGACUCAUACUACACUUUCUUGGUAGAGCUUGGACCUGGCCUGAUGCUUUGAAUAUUGAAAAUUCAGACUCUGAAUCAUGGACUUCCCACACUGUAAAAAAAUUUACUGCGUCAUUUGAAGCAUCGCUUUCAGGGGAAAGAGAACUCAAAACCCCAACAAUUUCUCUGAAGGAAACAAUCGGGAAAUAUUCUGAUGAUCAUGAAAAGCGAAAUGAAAUUUAUCAUAGGAAAAUCAUCUCUUGGUUUGGUGAUUCCCCCUUGGCUUUCUUUGGCUUACAUCAACUGAUAGAAUAUGGAAAGAAAUCUGGGAAAAAAGCUGGAGAUUGGUAUGGACCAGCUGUGGUUGCUCACAUUUUAAGAAAAGCAGUUGAAGAAGCAAGACAUCCUGAUUUACAAGGAAUAACUAUUUAUGUUGCACAAGAUUGUACAGUUUACAAUUCUGAUGUAAUUGAUAAACAAAGCGCUUCUAUGACCUCUGAUAAUGCAGAUGACAAAGCUGUUAUUAUUCUAGUUCCUGUUAGACUUGGUGGAGAAAGAACCAACACUGACUACUUAGAAUUUGUAAAGGGUAUUUUAAGCCUUGAAUAUUGUGUGGGUAUUAUUGGUGGCAAACCUAAACAGUCAUAUUACUUUGCUGGAUUUCAAGAUGACAGUUUGAUUUACAUGGAUCCUCAUUACUGCCAGUCUUUUGUAGAUGUCAGCAUAAAGGAUUUCCCUCUUGAGACAUUCCACUGCCCUUCUCCCAAAAAGAUGUCAUUUCAAAAAAUGGAUCCUAGCUGCACAAUAGGAUUUUACUGUCGAAACGUUCAGGACUUCAAACGAGCAUCUGAAGAAAUCUCUAAGAUGCUGAAAAUUUCUUCUAAGGAGAAAUAUCCCUUAUUUACUUUUGUAAAUGGUCAUUCCAGAGACUAUGAUUUUACAUCUACUACAACCAAUGAAGAAGACCUUUUCUCAGAGGAUGAAAAGAAAAGAUUAAAAAGAUUUAGCACAGAAGAAUUUGUAUUGCUUUAAAGAUUAGCACCUUUGUGUUGAUGAGAAGAACUCCUUUGAAAGGGGAAAAAUGAAGAGAAAUGAGAAACAAAUAUAUUUGAAACUGGUUAUUCUCACAAAUAUUUUACAUGUUCUUCAAUUUUACAUGUUCUUUUAAAAAAGAACAUUUAAAAAUAUACAAGUUUAAAAUAUUUUUCUAAAAGAGAAAUGAUUUAAUGAAUCUUGCUUUCUAAUAAAUAUUGAGUGAUUCUGAUUGCAUUCUUCUCUAAGAUUUGCUAAUGAUAACUCUACCUUAACUGUACGCCUUUUAUUUUCAAAGUCUUUCACCUGAGCCCAUUGGUCUCCUGGAGGUUUUGUGAUAUAGGUCCCUACCACCCCUAAAGACCAGGAUCAUCAAAUAGUUUCUAAAAUUUCAGUUUGUAUUGAUAACCAGAAGACCAGAGACUGAAUCUUUAGUGUUGCCUAGCUUGCUAAUAACGUAACUGAAGGAUGCUUUUGGAUGUCUCUUGAUAAUUAAGCAGUAGUUGUUAGCUGUGAUAUGCAUACAGUUAUAUUAGCAGAAUUAUAAGUUAAGGUAAUACUUAGCAAUAUGAUUUUAUAAUGGCUCCUCAUUAUGCUUGCUGUUGAGCCUUCUAUGAGGAGUGAAUAUAAAGUAUUGGUUUUCCCCAUAAAUUUAAAGGUUAUGUUAUUAAUACUAACUGCAUCCAAUCAAAUCAGAUAAAGGCAAUUAUAAAAUAGUAGUAGUGUUUGUUUCCUAUCUCAAAAGUGAAAUUUUAUGGGAACUCAAUGUAUUAUGCAGUUUUAAAAUCUAAAGUACCAAGAAAGACAUCAGUAGAUGUUUCUCUAUGUGAUUUUUUGCUAUUUAUAUAAAGCAGCGUAGUAGUGUUUAAAAGCUGACACCAUCUGUAAGGUAAAUCUGCCUUAAGUGUAUUAUGUGUUCCUUAAAGGCAAAUUUGUGAUAUAAAAGUACAAGAGCCAGGAUAUAAAAUAAAUACUUUAAUAAAGAUGUGAGAAGAUAAAAUGCUUUUUGUUUUGGUUUAAUGGUGAGAUUAUUUUAAUCCUUUCAUUUGAAAAAUUUGUCCCAAGUGAAUUCUGUUUAUUUAUAAUAAAGGCAUAUAAUAUUGCUGUGAAA
This is a messenger RNA of Microcebus murinus (gray mouse lemur), 3011 nucleotides long. It is a transcript of the gene ATG4C, whose product is annotated as autophagy related 4C cysteine peptidase. The record is from RefSeq and is a predicted model, not a curated record. Gene Ontology annotation, molecular function: protein-phosphatidylethanolamide deconjugating activity; cysteine-type endopeptidase activity. Gene Ontology annotation, cellular component: cytoplasm. NCBI's taxonomy places the organism in Eukaryota, Metazoa, Chordata, Mammalia, Primates, Cheirogaleidae. Gene Ontology annotation, biological process: protein delipidation; C-terminal protein lipidation; aggrephagy.